Coregonus sp. 'balchen' is the source of this 10450-nucleotide messenger RNA. The record is from the annotation of a GenBank genome assembly. Lineage: Eukaryota; Metazoa; Chordata; Actinopteri; Salmoniformes; Salmonidae.
AUGCAUGCCUUUUCUACCAGGGUGAAGUAAGCUUGCUGGAAGUUGUAACUUCCUGGUCACAAGUACUUGUCUUUUCCCUUCUACUCCAGGUAUGUAGGGAACCUGUCCAGGGAUGUCACUGAGCCCCUCAUCCUACAGGUUUUCACACAGAUCGGCCCCUGCAAGAGCUGUAAAAUGAUUGUUGAUGUGAGUAUCCCUGGGUCCUGGACCCAAGUUUGAGAUUGAGAUUUGUAUGAUUUUGAUAUUAGGGAUGUGACAUGUAAAUGUUUUCUUAACAUUUUAAACUGCAUUUUUUUUAAACAAUUUGUUUUUCUGUUCAAACUGUAAGAAAAAUGCAUACUUUCAUGUGAAUUAACAAUGCAAAAUAUGGUCCGAUUGCGUCCUAUACCACAUGACCGCUAGGGGGGCCAGGCGGAUCCAGUAUCUCAGAAACUGACGCCCUCCUGGGCUUUUCACGCACGACAGUGUCUAUGGUUUACUGAGAAUGGUGUGACAAAUAAAAAACAUUGUCAGCGGCAGUCCUGUGGGCGAAAACAACUUGUUGAUGAGGUCGCUGGAGAAUGGCAAGAAUCGUGCGAGCUAACAGGUGGGCCACAAACAGACAAAUAACAGUGCAGAAAAGCAUCUUGGAAUGCACAACUCGUCAAUCCUUGUCACUGAUGGGCUAUUGCAGCAGACGACCACAACGGGUUACACUCCUAUCAGCUAAAAACAAGAAGCAGCAGCUCCAGACACGCGAUCACAAACACUGGACAAUUGAGGAGCGAAAAUACAUUGCUUGGAACAUGACAGCAAGUUCAGUUUACUUGAGGGGCCUGCACAGUCCUCAGACUCGGAUGAGACGGAACGGGCUGUUUGCAGUACGAAUGUACCGCCGCACAAUCUGCCGCAACUGCGUGAUGCUAUCGCUUCAGCAUGGACCAACAUCCCUGUGGAACAUUUACGACACAUUGUAGAAUAUGCCGAAGAUUUCAGACUGUUCUGGAGACAAAGGGGGGUCUGACCGGUACUAAUGGGUGUACCUAAUAAACUGACCAGUGAGUGUAUGUCCAUUAUGCAGGAUUGGAAUGCAUGAUUUGUCACCAGUACUUGAAAACGUGAAAUAAAACAGAAAAAUAAAUUAAUACAAAUGGCCUGUGCCAGUAUUAUGAUAGUGGUGAUUUGUUGCCACAUAUGAUUUGUUUACGUUUCUGCCAUUGUUGCUAGAUUGAGUACCUAGGCCUACAACAGCGCUAUCUAGUGGUCACGUCGGGGGCAGCAGUUGUUGACAACUGUAACUAACCCUUUCCCUAACCUUAACCUAAUUCUCUUAACUUUCUACGUUAAUUCACCUAACCUGCUGUGUUAGUUCUCCUAACCUGCCACGUUAAUCAUCCUAACCCUGUUAUGUAAACAAACAAUCUGUGGAGACAAAUCAUCAGUUUCACCCCACUGGCAGCCAAUCAUGUCACUCACGACACUCACGUGGAGCCAUUCAGUAUUGUUGUUUAUGUAUGUACCCAGUAAGCUGUAGCAUUAUCAAUGCUUUUCAAAAGGAGACAACUCACAAAUGUGGAAAUUCAGGAGAUUUUUGUAAAUUCUGAUUUUUUUUCUGAAGAAUCAGAUUGUGACAUUGAGGAGCUGUCCCUCAACCUUGUGGCCAAUGAGAACCCUGACCACCAACAAAGGCCCAGGUCCCUCUGAAGAUACUGGUAGUGGUGAAGUACAGGAGGUCUGCGGUAGCUGGAAGGCCGCCAGCCAUUUCACCCCUCCUGUCCCUGCUGUUGGCAUUAAGUCCCAGUCUGGAGUGCAAUGCCCCUUGCCAUCUCCCUCUGAGGCAAAGUGUUUUAAGCUGUUUCUGACAGGGACAUAGUGGAGGACACCAAUCGCUAUGCCUUAGAGCUAUAGGAGAUUAGGGAGCCACAGGGAAGGUGGACCACCUGACGGGAGAGAGAAAGAUCAAACCAGACGGUGUGCUUGACUAUAAUCGCAAAAUGGGGGCAGUGAAUAAGGCGGACAUGAUAAACAGCUUUGUGGCAUGUGCUUUGAAAACCACCAAGUGGUAAAAUAUAUUUUCAGUCUGAUUGACACUGCUAUCCUCAAUGGCCACAUAGUUCACCACCAGCUAACAAGUGAGAUGAUUACUGAACAAGGUUUUUUGUAAUUAGACAUACAGUUCACAUAUAAAUCAAAUACAGUUCCAUUAUGCAAUUAUAUUGAAAAUAUCCCGCCCACCUCCCCCCACUCCCUCCUCAUCCUCUACUCCCUCAUCCUCCCUACUCACUCUCCAAACAGUAUGUUGCUAGCAUACAAAAUAUGUCCUCAAUCUUCGGCAAGACAGAUUUCCAGUUAUGUUUGCAAGUUAUGUUCAAUACUGUGUGUGUGGUUUCUAAAAGUACAGAAUAAAGAGGAGUUAUUAGCAAUUAGAAUACAAUAUCAGGAUAUAGCAAUAAAACAAUAUUACAAGUAAGUAGCAUAACACUGCUAUAAAAAUAAGUUGCAUUGACAAUCACAAUUAUGAAUGAUAUAACUGUAAAACUCUAACUGAAAAGCUCCAAGGGGGCAGGACAGAACAGAGCUAUGCUGAACAGGCCAAAUGACAACCCAGGCCAUGGUCAUAAGGCCAGGGCAGCUUCAAAGGAUACAACACAAACUAAUACUUAUCUGAUGCAAUUAGCAUUGUUUUACAGAGCUUAAAGAAGAAUGUCGCUAGCUACAUGAGCACAAUUGAGUAUAACACCAUAACGGUUAUGAAAUUAGUACCUUGUGUGUACGCAGUUAUAAAGGAAUACACACAGAAUACGUUAUGCUCCAUACAUAUGGUUUGCUACAGUAGAAACGACAACACAAUAUACAUAAAAUAUUAUGAUAGCAUAGUUAGGCACUUACUUUCAUAGGAACGCACAUAAACUCAGCAAAAAAAAAAACGUCCCUUUUUCAGGACCCUGUCUUUCAAAGAUAAUUUGUACAAAUCCAAAUAACUUCACAGAUCUUCAUUGUGAAGGGUUUAAACACUGUUUCCCAUGCUUGUUCAAUGAACCAUAAACAAUUAAUGAACAUGCACCUGUUGAACGGUCGUUAAGACACUAACAGCUUACAGACGUUAGGCAAUUAAGGUCACAGUUAUAGAAACUAAAGAGGCCUUUCUACUGACUCUGAAAAACACCAAAAGAAAGAUGCUCAGGGUCCCUGCUCAUCUGCGUGAACGUGCCUUAGGCAUGCUGCAAGGAGGCAUGAGGACUGCAGAUGUGGCCAGGGCAAUAAAUUGCAAUGUCCGUACUGUGAGACGCCUAAGAUGGUGCUACAGGGAGACAGGAUGGAGAGCUGAUCGUCCUCGCAGUGGCAGACCACGUGUAACAACACCUGCACAGGAUCGGUACAUCCGAACAUCACACCUGAGGGACCGGUACAGGAUGGCAAGAACUGCCCGAGUUACACCAGGAAAGCACAAUCCCUCCAUCAGUGCUCAGACUGUCCGCAAUAGGCUGAGAGAGGCUGGACUGAGGGCUUGUAGGCCUGUUGUAAGGCAGGUCCUCACCAGACAUCACAGGCAACAACAUCGCCUAUGGCCACAAACCACCGUCGCUGGACCAGACAGGACUGGCAAAAAGUGCUCUUCACUGACGAGUCGCGGUUUUGUCUCUCCAGGGGUGAUGGUCGGUUUCGCGUUUAUCAUCGAAGGAAUGAGCGUUACACAGAGGCCUGUACUCUGGAGCAGGACCGAGGUGGAUGGUCUGGGAUGGUGUAUCACAGCAUCAUCAGACUGAGCUUGUUGUAAUUGCAGGCAAUCUCAACGCUGUGCGUUACAGGGAAGACCUCCUCCUCCCUCGUGUUAUUAGUAAGGAAAACGACAAUGAAGGCAAUGUGGGCACCAACCGGAAAAUGCGCCGGGGGGGGGGGAGUUUGUGCAGGUUCUGUUCUGACUGGAGAUGCGCAAAUGUCUGCAUACUUGACCAGGGGAAGUGCUUGGGCUCACAUCGAAGAGAGAAGUUUGUCCUGCUAAUCGUAAUGCCUCCAACGUAAAUUGUCCACCACAGUGAAAUGGGCUACUUCUAUGUGAAUUGUUGAGGUGGAACACACCUCAAUUCAAACGGUUGUUAAAUAAAACUAAAUAAUUAGAAAUUGACAAGUUGAAACAGCCUAUAGAUAAUUAGCAGGCAGCGUGUCUUGGUUUGAGGGCAGCGUGGGUUAACUGUCCUGUUGCGUAACAAUCACAUUUUGGAACAGAGUGCAUUCUGACAUCACGUGCAUAAAAAAACUCAAGCUGGGGGGACCGUUAAAGAUAUUUGGAACUCGCGCGUUAAACGUUUUAUGCUGUUUUUAGGUUCUCUGCUGUGUGCACAGAGAAUGAUAGAGGCCUCUUGGCCAAAAGGCUGUUUUAGCAUGGACAGCGCCAUAGAGUACCACAGUAUGAGUCAUAAUACCCAUAAAACCUAGCAGUCAAACAGGGAAAUGAUUCCAAUCGUUUUUCCACCAUUAAUUUUUCCCAUUGGGAAUUUUAGAAAAACUUAAAAGAGCUGUGUUUUGUUCAGGCUUACCAUGGCGUGAUGAUUUGAUAACUGUGUAAAUCUUUCUUGGACAAGGUGACUUUUAUCAAUAUAGUCACCUGUAUUUACCUCCAACAAAUGAAAGGCUAAUUAGCUGCUAAUGUGGCUAUCAUAAAGAACUAUAAAUGCCAUGAUGAUAUGGACGAGACUUCCGAAUCGAGGCAAAGGUAAGAAUCUCUGUACUAACUGUCUGAUGUUAUUAUCUAUGCAUAGUCACUUUACAUGUACAUAUUACCUCGACUAACCUGUACCCCCGCACAUUGACUCUGUACUGGUACCCCCUGUAUAUAGCCUCGCUACUGUUAUGUUACUGCUGCUCUUUAAUUAUUUGUAAAUUGUUUUACUUAUACAUUUUUUACUUAACACUUAUUUUUCUUAACUACAUUGUUGGUUAAGGGCUUGUAAGUAAGCAUUUCACUGUAAGGUCUACUACACCUGUUGUAUUUGGCGCAUGUGACAACGUUUGAUUUGAAAUGUAGUAAUUAAUACACUUGCUACAUUUCUUUAAAUGUACCUGUUAGCAAAGGUGCCAGCUAGAGAUGACAUGCAGGAGCUUGCUGGGAUUUGUAGUCUUGCAUGAUGUCUACUUUGAUGCUAAUUAGCAUUUUCGAAUCAGCGUAAAUAGAGCCAAAAUAUAUUGAUAAGUCACCUUGUCCGAGAGAUUUACACGGUUAUCAAAACGUCACGCCAGGGUAAGCCUACACGAAACACAGCACUUAUUUUAAGUGUUUCUCAAAUCCUCUAUGGGGAAAAAUGAGUGGUGGAAAAAUGAUUGGAACUAUUUCCCUUUUUGACCACUAGGUUUUAUGGGUAUUAUGACACCUCCACUGUGGGGCUCUAUGGAAAAUAACAUCAUUUGAGGGACAGAAUAGUAAUAGUAAUAUGCCAUUUAGCAGACGCUUUUAUCCAAAGCGACUUACAGUCAUGCAUGCAUACAUUUUUGUGUAUGGGUGGUCCCGGGGAUCGAACCCAAUCAAACAAUAGUGUGAUCUAUACUGUUCCGGAACAGAACUGUUAUUAUUAUUUUUUUAAGCAUUACAACCGGUUAAUAACGUUAUUUUACGGUUUAGGGCAUUUUCUUCUCCCAGUCCCACAAAAAUCACAACAAAGCACCUAUGCAAAGCCCUCACUCCGUCACUCAAACUUAUUCCAGCGUCUGCCUGCCAGCUUGAAAUCUCUGUGUGUGUGUGUAGCCUACUUGCCCUACUGACGACAUUACAAGCGUGAUUCAGAAAUUAAGGACAGAUGUUUAAUUGGAGAAUGCAUUAACAUUUUCAAUGCUAGUUAAGGAUACUAUAUCACUUUUCACAUUGGAUUUAUUAACUACAAAAAGGUAUGAUGUGUUUUUAACUUGUGUUGCUCUUCACACACAGGUUUGUUAGCUAGCUAACGUUUGCUCUGGUCCAACGUUAAGCCAUCAGACAUUCAAAGCUCCUACAUAGAAGCCACUCCUCCGUAGGUAUAAUACUGUGGGCCUAAUUCAGAUAGUGCAUCUCAUAACAAGACGCCCAGCUCUUCAAGCCAAGCUUCCUCCACCCUCUCGCUCUCUCCCCACCUGCAAAAUGUCAGUCUCAUCUCUCGCCCUACACUGAUCUGGCCAUAGUGACUGGCAGCACAGUGCAUUUGUCUUUCAUUAUGAUUAAACCAUACUGUUAUGGCAAAAUACAAUUAGCUUUUAAUGACUUUACUACACAAAUAAAAUAGCUUACCCGCUCUAUAGCAAGCUGUUCUAUCCUCACUGAUUGGUGAAGUAAUUUAAUGUCGAGCUAAAUGUAAAAAAUGACUGAAAAGUAGUGAACUGGGUGGGGUUUCCUAUGGGCUAUAGCCUCAAUGGCGCUGCCCAUGCUGUCAGACGCUAUAAUGAAACAGAUUAGUCCUUUAUCUCUAUGGCUGUGUGCCUCUCCAUGUUGUCAGAGGUCAGUACUCUUGCAGAGCAACCAUUAUACAAUUUCUCCACCCGGGCCGUCACGGUUUUUCGACAUGGCAUGUUGUAGUCUGGUUCUAGAUAUGCCAUCGGGUAUUGAAGCCUACAUCCUCAACUAUUGACAAUGGCUGCAUAUCAACUGCAAUCAUUUCUGUAGUCAGUGCUGUGAUUUUUCUCACUCAUUUACAUUUACGUCAUUUAGCAGACGCUCUUAUCCAGAGCGACUUCACUCCGUCCCUUAUCACACUUAUUUAGUGUGAAGAUGUCUGUUGGGGGCCUGUGCUGCUGCCAGCAACGGUUUGGCUCUCACCCUUUCAGAUGGUUAAAUAUUGCACCUGUACUACCAUUACUGUACUUCAAUUCCACCUCACAAAGUUUACAUUUCACCACCUUCUCAGUGUAUGUAUUGCCAUACAGCACUUUUUGUUGUUGCCAUUUUUCCAAUUUAUAAUCUGACGUGCAGAGUGCUUUAUAUCCGUGGCAAAUAAUUUGAAAGAUUCAUAUCUCCUAAUGUUACAGCAUUUGUUUUUCGGUUAGGGAUUUUUUGUUAACGAUCCCAAAUUCAUUUAAACGUUAAUUAAUUAAUUACAGUUAGUUAGAGUGCAUACAUUUUUUGUCAUACUGGCCCCCCGUGGGAAUCGAACCCACAACCCUGGCGUUGCAAGCGCCAUGCUCUACCAACUGAGCUACACAGGACCUAAUCGACAGAUGUUUAUGGUGAUGGUAACUGUCUGAUAAGUACAUGUGGCUAAUAUGGUUGACACAAUGCUUUGGACUCUUUGUAGCCUAACUCUUGUUGUCCUCUUACAGACUGCAGGCAAUGACCCAUACUGCUUUGUGGAGUUCUAUGAACACAGGCAUGCUGCCGCGUCACUGGCUGCCAUGAAUGGACGUAAAAUUAUGGGUAAGGUAAGCUAUCGUAUCUACAGGGUGAGUUGGGAUGGGUGGGUUGUUGUUGAAGAAGUUUGACCAACCAGUAGGCCUAAAUUAUGAGAGCACUAUCUGAGUCGGGCAACGAAUAUCUCACCGAAGUUGAAAUGGCAAAGUUAUGAAUUGCGUUGUAAAGUGAGAAUGGCUUAUUCCGAUUUCCCGUCCAACAGUAAGUACAUCCCCAGAGUAAAUGAGACUAAUAGAUGUGUGAUCUGAUUCAAAGUAAUGGCCUAACCACCAUAGUUGGUUCCAAUGCUGACUACCAGGCAUGUCCAUGUAUAAUAUGUCUGAUCCCAUUUCUUCAGAUAUGGAGUACGCUAGGUCUGUUGUAUGGAAAUCGAGUGCAUUCUCACUUAGUGGUUGAUUGCAUAGUCACUUUACCCUUACCUAUAUGUACAAAUUACCUUGACUAACCUGUACCCCCGCACAUUGACUCGGUACCGGUACCCCCUGUAUGUAGCCUCGUUAUUGUUAUUUUAUUGUUACUUUUUGUUUUUUUUACUUUAGUUUAUUUAGUAAAUAUUUUCUUAACUCCAUUUCUUGAACUGCAUUGUUGGUGAAGGGCUUGUAAGUAAGCAUUUCACGGUAAGGUCUACAACUGUUUUAUUCGGCGCAUGUGACAAAUUAAAUAUAUGUUCUUGACCGAUCACUGUUUUCUUUUGCAAAACCACUCCCUAUGCUAAUAACCCCUAAAGCUAUAUUUAAGGGAAAUGGGCCCUUUCCUUAUCCAAAGUAAUCCACAGUAGCUGUGCAUUACAUUGUCCUUGGCAAUAGCCAACUAAAACAAUUUCUGUACCUUUUCCAGACCCACAGCUUCACAACAAAUAUAGGUCCUAACCUCAGCAGAAAUAUAUUCAGUGCAAAUUAUGUUAUCCUCAACAGGUAAUGAAGGACCAUUUGAAGAGUAAUACAAGUUGAUAAUGUCACUGGUUUGUAAGUCCUUUGUUACUUGGACCUUUUAUUCAGUUUAUGUUCCAGUUGUUUAGAGUGCUCAGGUGUUCUGUUCUCUGCUCAUCACUGCAUUCAGAGAUUCACACUGUGUUUGGUCAUGGCUGGCUCAUUUCUUUCACACAGAAAGCACCACACAAACUGAGGUAGUAAAAUAGCCUAUUGUAUCUAAAUGACAUAAAACAUACCCCACCUGGCCUGUUUUCUAUCUUCCCUUCUCUCUCUAGGAGGUUAAAGUCAACUGGGCCACAACGCCAAGCAGUCAGAAAAAAGACACAAGCAGUAAGUGCCUAGCUACCUUUUCAGUCAGUUCCAUAGAAAACCUUAUUGAGGGUUCCUCUGAGAAUGUGGUCAUUUUAAAUUUACAUUUUAGUCAAUUAGCUGUUAUCCAGAGACUUCUAUAAACAACAACAAGGCAAUUCUUGAUUUCUUCAAAGUGCUGCAUCUAGCAAGUUGUCACAGUAGUUGUCUCUCCUGUCCUCCAACAGAUCAUUUCCAUGUCUUUGUCGGAGACCUCAGCCCCGAAAUCACCACAGACGAUGUAAAAGCGGCCUUUGGUCCAUUUGGGAGGAUAUCGUAAGUACCUCACAAACAUUCAUGUCUAUCUGCUCUGUCCAUCUCAAGAUUAAUAAGUCACUCGUGAGUUAAUAAUAAUACUUUGGAUGGCUUGAAAUCACACAUUACUAUUUAGGACAUAUCAGACAGCAGUUUGUUUUUUUAUGGUCACAUUAUUCCUUCCUCAUAUUGAGUAAAUAGUGUUUCUCCUCAGGGAUGCUCGUGUAGUCAAAGAUGUGGCGACAGGGAAGUCUAAAGGCUAUGGCUUUGUCUCUUUCUUCAACAAGUGGGUAAGUGUUAUGGAUGGAUGAAAUCACUUACAUAGGGGAUUUAGUCAUAACUCAAAACUGAACGGGUUCCUGUAUAUGUAGUCAUAACAUUAUCCUUUGGUAUUUGGGUGUGUAGAUGGGUCAUGUGAUUUAAUAUAUAUGUUGCUACCCACAGGAUGCAGAGAAUGCCAUUCAGCAGAUGGGUGGCCAAUGGCUAGGUGGCAGACAGAUCAGGACCAACUGGGCCACUAGAAAGCCCCCAGCCCCUAAAACCACCUAUGAAAGUGAGUCCAGGCAAGAUAGGCUUUCCAGGGCGUUUGCCAUUGAGCAGAAAUGGUUGGUUAUAUCUUACCAUUAUUUGUUUAUCUAUUUUGUCCUCUAAGAUUGGUUAAGUGCAGAGUAAAAUGUAAUAACUUUAAUAAAUGUUACUAUAUUUUGUGUUCCUCGGAUCCUCUUAUUUUGUUGAAUGGCAAUGCAUUUAUUCAUUCUAAAUUCCCCUGUGUCUAAUAGCCAACACGAAGCACCUGUCCUUUGAUGAGGUUGUGAACCAGUCCAGCCCCAGUAACUGCACUGUGUACUGUGGAGGAGUCGGCACCGGUCUAACAGGUCAGUAGUCUGUUAUUGAAGUGGUCACUUUCUAGUGUGAGAGAGAGUUGGUGAGAGAGAAACGGGUCUUUGACAUGUCUCCCUCCUGUUUUCUAGAACAAUUGAUGAGACAGACCUUCUCCCCCUUUGGACAAAUCAUGGAAAUCCGUGUGUUCCCAGACAAAGGAUACUCUUUUGUGCGGUAUGUCAUGAGAUCAAAUCACUAAACAGACCUCUGACAAACAUUUAGUAUCCUUGAAAUAUAAUUUUCUGCGGAUGUUUCUCAGUACCUUGCACUCAGUAUUUUGACUCCUCUCCUUUGUCCAGGUUUAACUCUCACGAGGGAGCAGCCCAUGCCAUUGUGUCUGUGAAUGGGACUUCGAUAGAGGGCCAUAUGGUGAAGUGUUACUGGGGUAAAGAGACCCCAGACAUGAUGAGUCCUAUGCAGCAGGUGCAACAAGUUCCCCAGGUAUGAAACCACAGCCAGAGGCUUCCCCUCAUCGACACCGCUUAAACACACACUCUCUUACACGGUUGUCCUCUCUCCCCUACGACAGAAUAAGGUGGGCUUUGCAGCCCAGCCCUACGGCCAGUAUGCCCAGUGGUACGGCAAUGCCCAGCAGAUUGGCCAGUACGUCCCCAACGGGUGGCAGGUACCCACCUAUGGGGUUUACGGCCAGGCCCAGGCCUGGAACCAGCAGGGUUUUAAGUAA